AUGAAGACUUUCAGCCUCAUCGCCCUUUUCUUCGCCGGAAGUGCUCUGGCUUCAAUUCACCACAACUGUGGCUGCACCUCUCAUGGCAACUACGACGUCGACCUGAGCAGAGCUGCCUGCGCUCUUUGGGGUUCCAACCAGCCCAACACCCACUUUGAUGGCUAUUCUUGCAUUGAUAAGGGUAGCGGUCGUGGAAUUGACGGACAGCCUUGGGAGAACACUUGCAAGCAGUCCUGGGACGUGAGCUUCGGUGGCAACCGCAACGACGCCUGGGGUAGAUGCUGGCACUAA
Messenger RNA from Fusarium sp. VM40, 291 nucleotides. NCBI's taxonomy places the organism in Eukaryota, Fungi, Ascomycota, Sordariomycetes, Hypocreales, Nectriaceae. The record is from the annotation of a GenBank genome assembly.